Messenger RNA from Rhizoctonia solani, 4686 nucleotides. RefSeq names its product Reverse gyrase. The coding region runs from base 1 to 4686 and encodes 1561 amino acids. The transcript is spliced from 3 exons. Lineage: Eukaryota; Fungi; Basidiomycota; Agaricomycetes; Cantharellales; Ceratobasidiaceae. Gene Ontology annotation, molecular function: nucleic acid binding; zinc ion binding. Gene Ontology annotation, biological process: arachidonate metabolic process; DNA integration. Gene Ontology annotation, cellular component: membrane. The record is from RefSeq and is a predicted model, not a curated record.
AUGUUUUCUUUGAGUCGCCAUAUCAAGUCUCAGGUGGGAAAUGUUACCGAUACCGUCACCUCCCUCGGCGCUAGUGGCUUGAAAAGGGCCAACGAUCUCACGGGAGGAGUGAUUCUGGACUCAGACAUAUCCUCUCCCGCUGUAGAGCGGCCCAAGACAGCCGAUAUUCCCAAGCUCGACACGCUUCGCAGAUCCCGCAUUCUUUCUCUUGACGGUGGAGGAGUACGCGGAUACUCGGCCCUCAUUAUUCUUGAAGCAUUUAUGCUGCGCGUUAGGCUUCACUAUGGGGUCGAGGAGGAUAUUCUCCCGGCCGAUUUCUUUGAUCUGAUUAUUGGUACAAGUACGGGCGGCGUCAUGGCUCUCAUGUUAGGACGUAUGCGUAUGAGCAUUACGGACUGUAUCAAGGCGUACCAGACUCUGUCGUGCAAGAUAUUCGGAGGAGGCAUAGCAACAACCGUCUUGAGCGGAGGACUACUUGGUACUGGGCGAGGCCUUGGUCUGGGUAUGGGCGUAGUCAAAGGCCGAGAACUCGAUAAUUUCUUCAACAUGGCAAUGUCCUCAGCUAUCAUGGGCGAGCCAGCGAUGUACGAUGCAGCGAAAAUGGAGAAGCACGUGAAACGGACUAUCAAAACUCAGCCGCAUACAUGGGAUGACGAAGAUGCACUUCUUGAGGAAAAGGACUCCAAUAACUGCCAUACAGCCAUAGUUACCGCUUGUCAGACUAAUGCGGUUACUCCCCAUCUUAUGCGCUCUUAUCUUCGCCGUGAUCAACCUACGUCCGACAAGGUCAAAAUCUGGGAAGCUGCUCGAGCAACCAGCGCUGCGCCGGCCUUUUUUGCCCCUAUUAGCAUAGGUGAUAAGGGCGUUCAGUAUGUCGACGGGGCGGUCAGUGGACACUGUAAUCCUGCUACUCUAGCUCGUGAGGAGGCCGAAGUUUUAUGGCCUGGAAGAGAGAAUUGGUUGCUUUUGUCACUGGGUACUGGGGCUCCAGCCGAGGUCUCCUUGUCGGGCCAACUACCCCAAAAAUUACUCGGCUUUAUUGGCUUGUCGUCCAAUGCAAUACAGGUGCAUGAGGGAGCCGCUCGGAGCUACCAUCAGACAUACCAAACGGGGCACUCGCCAUAUAUUCGUCUCUCCGUCGAGCAUUCCAUCGAUACCGUCCGAAUGGACGAUCAUGAAAAGAUGCCUCAGGUCGCUGCAGCUACGACCUCCUACCUUUCCAAGGAGCUCACCAGGCAACUCCUCGAUCAUGCGGUCGAACUUUCGGUUGGAAUGACGCCCAUUAUCAGGAGGGAUUCGGACCGGCAAAGUAUAUUUAACUCCAGUCCGACGUUAACGACGAGCUACCGUGACCACUAUGGUAUGAUGACCCCGCCUCAAUCUCCCCCUGGGACCCAACCUCCUUUCAUAUCUCUCCCACAUAUCGAGUCAAAACAGGAGGCAAUCUAUAAGCCCGGACCGGCAGCAUCGGACGACUUACAACCAGAGUGGGCUGACCCCGAACCAACCAGUUUCAUAGAAGCACCUAGAUCAGCUGCAUCCACACCAGAAUCUAUCGAAUACUUACAGUGGCGAUUACAACAUCUAGGACAAGACGAUCCAUUAUAUCAACGAGUUGUUACAGCCCUAGAUAAUUAUCAACUUACUUUUGAGCUACCUCGAUCACAAGGACUUGAACUCGACUCGCAAACGUGGGCUGAGAGACAGAUAAUAUUAGUCGAAUUAUCAAUACGAGAUAACCUACUACUUUUCGACGAACUACCACUUGAGUACCCACCGACGCCGCCUGCAUCAAAUUUUCCCUUCAAAGUGUACGCACCCGAACAACCAAUCAACAUGUCCACGACAACAAUAUCCGACAAUCACUAUAAAUUUCCGAGUCUGAAAGGGCGAGAAAACUAUCAUACAUGGAAGAUACAAAUGCAAGACAUGCUCGAAGAAUUUGAACUAUGGGAAAUCGUAAGCGGAACGAAAACUAGACCUACCACUGCCGUCACAACCCCCGGAGGUUCUCAAACGAGCACAUCCCAAUUAACCACGUCCCAAGAAAGUUUCGACAAGAAAAACCGACAAGCACUAGGAAUCAUACGCCGAAGAAUCGAAUCAGCACCCAUGACACACGUAGCUCAAUCAACAAACGCAAACGGAGCAUGGGAAUCACUUAAACGAAUGUAUGAAUCAAUCGGAACUGCAGCAAUGACUUUACUACGAAACAAAUUUACAAGCCUACGCAUGAACAAGGGUGAAGAUUUAGAACAACACAUGCAGAAAGCCAGACAAGCAUACGACGAGUUGAACAUCGCACUCACUGCCGAAGGAAUCACACGCGUAAACGAAUUAGAGUUUAUACAACAAUUCUUAGCAUCUCUACCCAAAUCCUGGUCAAUACUUGUAUCGGUAAUCGAACAAAACCCCGAAUCAAGCGACCCAGACGGCGUUCAAUUAAGUCAACGCAUAUCAUCAAGAUUAUUAACAGAAUGGCAUAGACGUAAAGCAAACGGACCAAAUAAAAAUACAUCAGCUUUUUGGAUUGGAAACAGAAACACAAACCGACCACCAAAAGACCGGCUUAACAUUAAAUGCCACAAUUGCGGCAUCACCGGACACAUUCAACGUGAAUGCCAAAAGCCCGGAGGAGGCGCUUACAAAGGCGGAAAUUCAAACAGAACAACAAACAAUAACAACCCCCGUGGCACAUUCAGAGGAAGGGGAAAUUUCAGAGGCCGUCAAAGGGGAAAUCUCCAUAAUAAUAACUCACAGAACCAAUCAAAUAAUAGUACGCAACAACAAGCAAACCUAUCCGCGCAUACAUACGAUCCAGAAAUUGCAUUUGCUUUUCGUUGCCCUAUAUAUCCUACACCUGCGUUAAUCGGACCACCACGCGAGCCAUAUGGAUAUACAAUAAAUGAAUUAGACUCAAACGAUUGUAAAACCAUUUUAGAAAAAUUUGACCCCAAAGACACAAAGAUAAACGGUCAAACCAUUGCUCAAUACGGGUUUGCAAUGGACGACGCUUGGAUUAUUGACUCAGGAGCGUCAUGUCAUGUAACAAAUCGAUGCAAACAUAUUACGAACUUCAAGGAAUUUUAUUCGUCAGUAAUCAGUAUUGGAGGACAAGCCAAAAUCGCAGGAAUGGGCAACGUAAUAUUAAAUCUAUCAACAUCAGAACCGCAACAGACAAACGGAAGAACCAAAUGGAACUCAACCGAGAAGAUAACACUACACAACGUAGCCCUUGUACCAGACUCACCAGUAAACCUCAUAUCACUAUCAGCAUGGACCGACCAAUUUCCCAACGACCAAAUAAUCACCAAAAAAGAAUCAAUGUAUUUCAAAAGGAGCAAUAAAAAGAACGAAUGGGAGACAUACGCAAAAGCAAGAAAGAUUGGCAAACGAAAAACCGGGAACUCAUGGUAUCUUGUGGGAACUACAAACCCAAAACAAAAUGCAUACAUUGGUCGAUCAUUAGCCGAUUGGCAUAUCAUUCUAGGACACACAGACCCACAAAAUAUUUUACGACUACGCGACGAGAAACUCGGAAGAAACCUCAAAAUUACUGGAACACUUGACACUAAUAGUCUAUCCAAUUGUAUAGGCUGUAUUAAAGGAAAGACAAGCGUCCAACCUUUCACAAAAGGACAAUCAGAACCCAUACAUAACAUCGGCAAUAUCAUAUACUCAGACGUAUGGGGACCAGCCCGUACGACAUCUCUCCAAGGUAACAAUUAUUUUAUUACAUUCAUUGACGCCUUUAGCCGCUUUACUUUUGUGUAUUUCAUGAAACACAAGUCGGAAGCAGUCGAAAAAUUCGUAAAUUUCACACAAUUUAUACUAACACAGAAAUCGAUUGAAAUCAAGCAAAUUCAUUUUGACAACGGAAAAGAAAUGAUAAACAAAAGGCUACAAGAAUAUUGCAAUAAACAAGGGACUGAGAUAACAACAACAGCCCCGCACUCAUCUCAACAGAACGGACUGGCCGAACGGCAAAAUAGAACUUUUGUUGAAAGUGCGAGAUCCAUGAUACACGGUCACUCAAAUACUUGUGACAUGCCGUUUCUAUGGCAGGAAGCCAUCGCAUACAAAUGCCUGCAAAAGAACAAUAUGCCCAUACUAAGAAACAGAAAAUGGAUAGUACCUCAAACACUCAUUUUUGGGAAACCCAUGGACAUGUUGUUCUUUCAACUGUUUGGUACGACAUGCCAUGCACUCAUCCAAGGAACUGGACAAGACAAACUCAGCUCAAAAACACGCACAGCAAUUUUUACCGGCAUUUCACGCAAUUCAGGGGGAGCAUGGCGAUACCUCGCACUCCCAAACUGUAGCAUACAAGAAUCAAGAAACGUCCGAUUCCCACAACAUUUACCCAACCCUGCGGCACCUUACGAUGCCCCACCCCUUGGGCACUCCUCCAAGAGGAAUUUAGAGGAAUUAGAAGACAAAUGGAUAGAAACCAAAGCGCCAAGUGAGGGGGAGAUGGGAAUCAAAAUCAAACAACAUACAAACAAGAACAAUAACAACGUUCACACGCAUACAUUGGACAAAAACAAAGAUUCCACUUGCUGCUCCAAAAACAAUCAAAACACAGACGAUAUAAAAGACAUUAACACAAACACAACCCCAACAACUGAAACAAUUCAAUUACCGUCUACCCCCAAACAGAAACCUAACAGUAUGCCUGCCGCUUGA